Molecule: messenger RNA, 2752 nt
Organism: Girardinichthys multiradiatus
Lineage: Eukaryota; Metazoa; Chordata; Actinopteri; Cyprinodontiformes; Goodeidae
Product: sodium-coupled neutral amino acid transporter 3-like
Exons: 16
Coding region: 306-1733 (475 amino acids)
Biological process (GO): L-glutamine transport; glycine transport; serine transport
Molecular function (GO): L-glutamine transmembrane transporter activity; glycine transmembrane transporter activity
Source: RefSeq, a predicted model, not a curated record
GCGUAGUCAAUGCCACUUUCCGUCCUCCAUUUUUUCCCUUCUUUCUCAGCUGCUUAUUCUUUGCUGUACAUUUAAUACUCUGGAAAUAAUAGUUAGGGCAUAAAUCAGCCAACAAAUUUCAGCGUUUCCCCUCUCUCUUUCACAUCUGUCUGGACUGAAGGCGUCAAUCUGUUAUCUGAGAGGUGGUCAGCAGUAGAGGCCCUCCACAGUGCUCCACGUGUUCCAACAUUUCCUCUCCAUUUCAAGUUUCAAAGACAAGUCUUCCAUUCAACCAAAACCAGAUCAACCUCAGCAAGUUAAAUAAAAUGGAGCUUCAGAAGAUGAAUGGUCACAGCAGAGAUGAUGGGUUUGAUGCAGUUGAAGCCAUGGAAGAACACUCAGAGUUUCUCCCUCAUAAAACUGAUGCAAAGAAAGAAGUUCACUUCACAGAUUUCGAGGGAAAGACUUCAUUCGGCAUGUCCAUCUUUAACCUCAGUAACGCUAUCAUGGGCAGUGGAAUCCUGGGACUCGCUUAUGCAAUGUCCAACACAGGAAUCAUUCUGUUUAUAAUCCUGUUAACGUGCAUCGCUCUUCUGUCUGCAUAUUCAAUUCAUCUCCUGCUAAAAAGUGCUGGAGUUGUAGGUAUCCGUGUGUAUGAGCAGCUAGGGAAUCGCGCUUUUGGCUCCCCAGGAAAAAUACUGGCUGCUAUCAUCAUCACUGUGCACAACAUUGGAGCAAUGUCCAGUUAUCUCUACAUUGUAAAGUCGGAACUCCCUCUGGUUAUCCAAGCCUUCCUUGCUAAACAUGAUAACACAGGAGAGUGGUUCUUGAACGGAAACUACUUGAUUAUCAUUGUUAGUGGCAUCAUCAUUCUUCCCCUUGCACUCAUGAAAAGGCUCGGGUACCUUGGCUAUACAAGUGGCUUCUCUCUCUCCUGCAUGGUGUUUUUUCUCUUUUCAGUUAUCUACAAGAAAUUCAACCUCCCCUGCUUGCUUGAUUCCAGUAAUAACACAACAUCUGCUUAUAAAGAAUUCCCAGACUUUAAUGGAACGGAUUUAACCUGUGAGGCCAAACUGUUUACCAUCAACUCAGAGGCAGCAUACACUAUUCCAAUCAUAGCCUUCGCUUUUGUCUGCCACCCAGAGGUGCUGCCGAUCUACACAGAGUUAAGAAAUGCCAACAUAAAGCGCAUGCAGGCUGUUGCCAACGUCUCCAUCCUGGCCAUGUUUGUCAUGUACCUGCUGACUGCUAUUUUCGGUUACCUCACCUUUUAUGCUGGUGUAGAGGCAGAGCUGCUGCAUACCUACAGUCGUGUGGACCCCCUGGAUGUCUUGAUUCUCUGCGUGCGUCUGGCUGUACUGGUGGCUGUCACACUAACUGUCCCUGUGGUUCUGUUCCCGAUUCGAAGAGCAGUGCUCCAGAUUUUCUUCCCUGAUAAGCCUUUCCACUGGGCCAGACACAUCAUCAUUGCAUUCUGUCUCAUCUUCGUGGUCAACUUGCUUGUUAUAUGUGUACCUUCCAUCAAGGACAUCUUUGGCAUCAUCGGAGCCACAUCAGCCCCCAGUCUUAUUUUCAUCCUUCCUGCAAUCUUCUACAUCCGGAUUGUACCUGAAGACCAGGAGCCUUUGAAGUCAAGACCUAAGAUUCAGGCCAUAUGCUUUGCAGCAUUAGGAUUCAUCUUCAUGAUCAUGAGCCUGUCAUUUAUAUUCAUCAACUGGAGUACCAAACAGUCCCAAAGUAUAGGUGGGCACUAGCUGGGCACUGGAUGCUAUGACUGAACAAAGGUACUACAAACAGAAUGUCAAACAAAAUUCUCCUAGUAAUUAUCCCGCUCAGCUGAGAUCCUGUCCAAAGUCUGGAGAUUUUCAACGGAGGAAAAGCAUAUGAAGAACCUUCGUCUACGUCGAAAUCAGGAAAAUGUUUUGCCGUUUGAUAGGACAGAAACAUGUCCUGUUGCGGAGGAGGGAACCCAGGAUGUCAUGAAACGUGUUCUGACUGAGUCCGGCCUGCCACAGCUCAAAGCAAGGGUGAAGAUGGUGGCAAAAGGAUGAAUGAGAACAGCAUGACUAAAAUGGAAAUCCCAUUUCAGUGUUCCAUGGAAUAAUUCCGUCACACCUAACAUCCCUCCAGUAUACUUCCCUAAUAUUUUAAAUUACAUUUAUGUUUUGCAGUUUCAUCAAACAAAACAGAAUAGUUUUGCUUGAAUUACCAUAUAUUUGUCCUACAAAAAAAAAAAAAGAAUUUAUUCACACAGAGAUUGUUAUAUUUGGUAAGGAAAUAACUUUCUAUGAAGUGAAGUUCAACUAAUGCGAUAUUAUUUUUUGUCUCCUAUUGUGACUGAUGUAAAAGAAUGCUAUCUUUCCGGCAGAGUCUGAGGUGACCAAAAAAUCCAAUGCAAUAGGCAGGAUUUUGCUGCUGUUCAGACAGUUUGCUGGCAAUCACAUGAGCCAAAAUACAGAAAGGAAUUUUGCACAAGAAAAGCAAUGUUUUUAUAUUAGUUUAGCUGCAAACCAAAGAGUAUAUUUAUUCAGUUACACUGACAGAGAACUUAUCCCAUUUUAAUUUAUCACAUUACGUGUGUUAAAGUAGAGCCUCAAAACAUCCAGUGUUAUAAAGCAUGUGUCAUUAGUUUCAGUAUGCUACCCAUCAACAAGGUAAAAUAAAGGUUUUUCUGUGAAUUUGGACCAAAACAUCUGUUACCUUUGUUGAACAACCUGUUCACUGUCCAACUGGUUUACUGACAUAUUGCAAUAAAAUAUGUUUUGUUUCUACA